AUGGCAGCAGGACAGCGGAUCAAGGAAGGAUGCUUCGACUCGGCUCCACUCUCCUGUGAUGCUCCUAGGCGCAGCCCCGCUGACGUGACAUUUAGUUUGGAAGAAGUUUGCUACGGGCUUCAGUCGGAGAUCUUUCCGAGUGAAACAGUUGCAAAAGAUACCUCAUUACACGCCGACUACUUGAACGGCAUCGACGCAUCCAGUGAGCUGUGCAGUCAAGUGCAGAUUGCCUACAGCCAAUGCUUCUUUUGCCACCCCGAACGCGAUUUCAAGCAUGACUGCGAAAACACAGCUGGAAGCUCGCUUUGUGGUGGCGGUUUGCCAACACGAGAAGAAGUGAUUGAGAACAACGAGAGCGAGGUGUACGCUCGGUUUCAGACAGACGAAGAUAUUGAUGCUACUUGUGCGGAACUGGAGUGGGCAUACGACGGUAUCUACCCUUUUGAUAUCCCGAAUACAAUCGACCUCUGUGAGCGUCAGAUUGCAGUGAAGCAUCUCUGCCCGGGCUAUUGUGACGGGACGUGUUUUGACGAGGAUCUCAACCCUAAUUCUUGCAAUCCUGCAGACUUUUCAGGUCCUUUCAACGAGACCCUUGACUCCUUCGCCAUCUGCGACGAGCUACGUUAUCAAGCCUUCAACGAAGCACCGAUUGAACAUGUUCUAAACGUCUCCGUUCAUCUUGAUUAUCUCAGGGCAGUUCAAAAAAACUCUUCGUUCUGUAACCAAGCGAGGCAAGCAUAUUCACAAUGUUCGUGGUGCGCAGAGCAGCUAUGCUUCAGCGAGGAGAACCCAGCCACCUGUGAAGCCCCCACCGCAUCUGUCGUAGAUCUAGCUGCAGAGGAUCAUUUAGCAGAUAUCGAAAAGGCUUGUUUUGACAUAUAUUGGUCAUUCUACGACAUUUCAUUUCCAGACGAUGUCCUCAACGUUUCUCUGCAUACUGGAAGGAUACUCAUCCCUGAAAACACAACCACAUGCAACCGGGCUCGACAAGCUUAUCACUCCUGUUACUGGUGUGCUGAAGACCCACCAGUAGACUUUUGCCGCCAUGGUACCGUAUGCGCCUCCAACGUUUCUCUUCCCGAGAACUUCACCUCUACGGUACUGUCUGAUUUGAACAUUUCUACUGAAACAGCGCUGGAUUGUGAUAAAAUCUUUCAGUUCUGGAACGACACCUGGAGCGACCCUCUAUCCAUGCAAGGGUGCUACGAUGACAUUUAUCUAGCCCGAUUGUGCCCCGAGCAAUUCUGUUCACUAGAAGAUGCCUUGACGCUUGGGGAAGUUUACUUGGGUGCUACGACUACAGCCGAAAAGAGGGCGCUGAUCUGGCUUUCUCGAGUUGCAGCUAUUCUCUCUUUCUUGGGUGCUUCGUUCAUCUUGUACGACACACUGUCAGAUCCAAAAGCGAGGACAACGACGUAUCAUCAGCUUCUUGUAGGCAUGGCCAUCUUUGACUGUGUGACUGCCAUUGCAUGGUGCUUUGCAACCUUGCCCAUACCCAAGGAAGAAGCAGGUCAUGUCGAAGGUGCAAUGGGCACUGAAGCAACCUGUACAGCCCAGGCAUUCACAAUCCAACUUGGCUUCACCUCGGUAUUCUACAAUGCAUCCCUUGCUUUGUACUAUAUGUUGGUCAUAGCCUUUGGUUGGAGAGAGUUUCAGCUGAAAAAGAUCAAGCUUUACAUGCAUGCCGUCCCCAUCACUAUUGGACUAGGUCUUGCUUUAGGGGCUAUCCCCAGCUACCAUUGGAUUGAAUACGGAUGCCAUUUGCUCCCCCCUCCCGAGGGUGAAAUGUGGGCUGUGCUCGUAUUUUUUGUGAUUCCACUGGGCCUCAGCAUCAUUGCCAUCACGAUCUCCAUGCUGGUUGUGUACUGGAAAGUGAGGCAACGAGCUGCAGCAUCCAGGAAGUGGAGCCUUGGGAUAGGGAAGGUGGACUCUCUCGAGAAAAAAGUGUUCUGGCAGUGCCUCUUCUAUGUCUUGGCAUUCUACGUGACCUGGCCGCUAAUGUUCAGCGUGUACCUCGCCAGCAUUGAUGUUGAUGGACCACUCGGGCUUACAAUGACUGUGGCUUUUGUGGCACCCCUUCAAGGAUUCACAAACUUUUUAGUUUAUGUACGCCCUAAGCUGAGCAAGAGCCGAAGAUCCAGCUUUUGGAAGAAGGUCUAUCGAUCUGUUGGCGAGAGGGCUACGACAAUAUCUUCUUACGUGCAGCCCUCAGUCACAGAUCCCACGGAACAGCCGCACGAUGAUCCGUUGCUUGCAUUGGACCCGUCUGCCGCCUUGGCACACGAUGAGAUCAAAGCAUUUGGCCCCCGACCAAGUCGAGUGACACAGCACCGCGAACAACUGGAAAAAAUCAGCGAGCGUAUCCCCAGACUCAGUGAAGACGAGUGGAGUGACAGUCAGGAGCCUGAUUUCGUUCCAGAAACAAGGCAGCAUGGGACCGAAUCUGGCCUUCGCAGCUCUGAUGACAUGGACGCCACCACAGUCGAUGUCAGACUCGCGACUUUGGAACGGGAAUCUGAUCGUCGCAAUUCUCAUCACAAAUGCGACUACAAGGCACAUCUGGAGAGGCAAGACUCGCCUUCUUCUGAGCUUGUUUCUUCUUUUCAUGACUCUCAAGAAGUUGUAGCCCUCGAUGAGUGCUUCAUCGAAGACGCCGACAACAAGUUGGAUCAAUCCUGUGUUGCAAGGGGCACUGACAGUAUCGACAUGGGGCUUUUCGUUGAUGAACCAACUGAGAAUCUGGACCCACCGUAUUUUUUAUGA
Molecule: messenger RNA, 2763 nt
Organism: Seminavis robusta
Lineage: Eukaryota; Bacillariophyta; Bacillariophyceae; Naviculales; Naviculaceae
Source: the annotation of a GenBank genome assembly